Messenger RNA from Cimex lectularius (bed bug), 3253 nucleotides. RefSeq names its product zinc finger protein Xfin-like. Gene Ontology annotation, cellular component: nucleus. The record is from RefSeq and is a predicted model, not a curated record. Gene Ontology annotation, molecular function: DNA-binding transcription factor activity, RNA polymerase II-specific; RNA polymerase II transcription regulatory region sequence-specific DNA binding. The coding region runs from base 198 to 3167 and encodes 989 amino acids. Gene Ontology annotation, biological process: regulation of transcription by RNA polymerase II. The transcript is spliced from 4 exons. NCBI's taxonomy places the organism in Eukaryota, Metazoa, Arthropoda, Insecta, Hemiptera, Cimicidae.
CAUAUUUAUACCUCCAGGAUAACCACUUAUCAGAAUUACCAUAAAAAUAGUUUAAUUUUGUUAAUUUGUAUAUUUUAUUAGCUGUUAUGAGGUAUAUUAACGGUAAAUUGGAGCAUUGAAGAUUUGCUUUUUUGUUGAUUUUCUUCUUUUUUGACACAUCGGCCUGUGUUUUUUCUUGUUGACUGUCACUUGGAGAGAUGUUAAACUGUGUUCGAGAACAGUUGAAACACGAUGGCACAGGGAUGUCACAGAGUGUCGCAGUGUCGCUUGCGUAUUCCUGCGUCGAGUGUGACUACGACUGUAACACCGAUCUUGACCUGAGAAAUCACAUCAAGUCUCAUACGUUUCUGUACGAUUGCGAUUACACGACUUUCGAAGACGGUACGAGCGAAUCCUUCGGAGACGAUGCGACUAAAGCCAUCGCGUGCGGUCUGUGCGAUUACAGAUGCGACAGGCUACAGUCGAUGAACCGGCACAUGAAACUACAUCCGGGCGAGAAACUUUUGUCGUGCAAAUUCUGCGAGGUUACUUUCUCGGUACGACACGAUUUGAAAGAACACAUCAAGACGCACAAAGGCGAUAAAAGGUACGAGUGUUCGACGUGUAAUUACAAGUGUUCGCAAAGGAAAGAUUUAAAGAAACACAUUUUCACGCAUACGGGAGAGAAGCCGUAUUCCUGCAGCCUCUGCGAUUACAGAUGCUCGCGUCGGGAUGCCUUGACGCAACACAUGUUGGUCCAUACCGGCGAGAAGCGAUUCACCUGCGACUAUUGCGAAUACCGAUCCUGGCACAAGUGCAGCAUGCAAAAGCACAUGUUGAAACAUUCAGAUGAUAAGCCUUAUUCCUGUAAUUUAUGCGAUUACAGGAGUGUGCAUCCUUCUUAUAUCGAAAAACACAUGAUGACACACACAGGAGAGAAGCCGUUCUGCUGUUAUUUCUGUGAUUAUCGAUGUACGCGUCAGAACGACAUGCAGAAGCAUAUACUGAAUCAUACUGGCGAAAAGCCUUAUACGUGUACAGUCUGUGGUUAUAAAUGUUCGCAGAGGUCGUAUAUGAAAAAACACAUGGUGAUACACACAGGGGAGAAGCCGUUUUGCUGUCAGCUCUGCGAUUUCAGGUGUUCUUGGGAACGCAGUCUUAAGAUGCAUAUGGCGAGCCAUGCAGACUGGAAACCGUACAGUUGCGAUUUCUGCGAGUACCGUUGCCCGCAGCCGUCGCACCUCAAGGAACACUUGAAAACUCACACGGGCGAGAAGCCGUUCAGUUGCAGCUUCUGCGAUUACAAGAGCUCGAGACAGUCAACAUUGAACAUGCACGAAAAGAUACACUACAGCGAGAAGAACAUAGCUUGCGAUUUCUGUGAUUACAAGACGUUCAGACAGUACGAUUUUCAGAAACACCUACGAACGCACACAGGCGAGAAACCGUUUUCGUGCGACUUCUGUGAGUACAAGAGUGCAAGGAAAAAUUUACUUCAGAUGCACAUGGCAACGCACACUGGCGAGAAGCCGUUUGGCUGUUCGCACUGCGACUUUCGCACGUCGAACCGUUGGUACGUCAAAGAGCACAUGAAAAAGCACACGCAGAAGCUCCUUUGCAAUCUGUGCGACUACCAGUGCGCCCGGCAGAUCCACCUCAAGAAACACAUCGAAACGCAUAAAAACCGAGAGACCAUAGUCUGCAACCUCUGCCCUUAUAAAUGUUUGUCAAAACAACUUUUGAGAAAACACACCGACGAAACUCAUAAAACAGUCUCUGACCUACUUUUUAUUUACUUUUUUAAUUCCUUGUCAGAGUUUGCUUGUGUUAUAUUUUGUUUUUAUACUGAUGAUGUGUUUAUCUUAGGUUUUUUAUUGAUUUGUCUAAGGAUUAUGUUGAACUGUAUUAAGAAAGAAUUGGAAGAUGAUGAUGACACAGUUUGCCCUGCGUACUCUUGUGUCGAGUGUGAUUACAAAUGUUAUUCAGAUUUCGAACUGAGGAUUCAUAUUGAAGCGCAUGAUUCAGUUUUCUACUGCGACGACUGCGAUUACAAUACCAGUGUUCGAGACGAGUUCAAAAGGCAUAUCGCAAAUCAUGUUUUUUCAUGUAGCCUGUGCGAGUAUCAGUGUACGAGACGACAGUAUCUAAAACGUCAUAUGAUGCUCCAUAAAGGUGAAAAGACAUUUCUAUGUGGCUACUGCGAUUAUAAGUGUUUGCAGAGGAAGGAGUUAAAAAGGCACGUCUUAACGCAUACGGGCGAGAAGACUUUUUCAUGCGAUCUUUGCGAUUACAAGUCAUCUCGUCAGAACAACCUGCACAAGCAUAUUAUGACGCAUUCUGAUGAAAAGCCGUAUUCGUGCGGAUUCUGCGAUUACACAAGCUCGCAGCCUUAUUACGUCAAGAAGCACAUGGUGAAGCAUACAGGGGAGAAGCCGUUCUGUUGUUUUUUCUGUGAUUAUCGAUGCGUAAGGAAGAACGAUAUGCAAAAGCACGUUAGAACGCACACGGGCGAGAAGCCGUAUUCCUGUACACUCUGCGAUUACAGAAGCUCGCAGAUGUCUUAUGUAAAGAAACACAUGAUAAAACACACUGGUGAAAAGCCGUUCGGCUGCGAUAUAUGCGAUUAUCGUUGUUCGAGGCAAAACAGCCUCAAGAUACACCUCGUCAGUCAUACCGAGUGGAAACCGUACUCUUGCGAUCAGUGCGAUUACAGAUGCCCUUUGAAAUCCAAUUUAAACCAACACAUGAAAAUACACACCGGUGAGAAACCGUAUCACUGCGAUCACUGCGAUUAUAAAAGCUCGCAGAGUUCGACGUUGAAACAGCACGUCAAAAUACAUUCGGGCGUUAAGGACAUAUCGUGCGAGUUGUGCGAUUACAAGACUUUCCGUAGGUACGAUUUUCAAAAGCAUGUACGCACCCAUUCGGGCGAGAAGCCGUUCUCGUGUGAUGUAUGUGAGUACAAGAGCUCGAGGAAGUCUGUACUUAAGAACCACAUGCUCACCCACACCGGUGAGAAGCCGUUCUGCUGCUAUCUCUGUGACUACAGGUGCGCACAGCAGAACCACCUUAAAAAACACCUUGAAACACACUCGAGGCGUGAUUCUAUCAAUUGCGGCCUUUGCCCCUACAAAUGUUUGUCGAAACAACUUUUAAAAAAGCAUAGUGAUGAAGUUCACAAAACAUGAUUACCCAACUAGCUAUGUCAUUUUAUCCUUAAAUGUAUUUAUUAUUUAUUUUUAAAUAAAAUCUAUUGUCAAGUUAUAAAAUUAUU